This is a messenger RNA of Erythranthe guttata (spotted monkey flower), 3205 nucleotides long. RefSeq lists its product as uncharacterized. The record is from RefSeq and is a predicted model, not a curated record. Lineage: Eukaryota; Viridiplantae; Streptophyta; Magnoliopsida; Lamiales; Phrymaceae. Gene Ontology annotation, molecular function: carbohydrate binding; hydrolase activity, hydrolyzing O-glycosyl compounds. Gene Ontology annotation, biological process: carbohydrate metabolic process.
UACUUUUGCCAGAGAAAACACAGUCGACCCAUCAUCACUUGUUCAUCAUCAUUCAUCAAAUACACUAGCCGUUGUAUGUCAAGAACUUCACUCAAUUAGAAAUAUGGCUGGAUGUGUUGGAUUAGGGCAAAUGAUUUUCGAGCCCAUUCUCGAGGAACGAGUGUUCCGAUUCGAUUGUUCGGAAGACGAUAGAAAUGCGGCAUUUCCGAGCAUUUCUUUCGUAAACCCUAAAAUUAGAGAUACACCAAUCGCAAACCCCCAAAAAACCCCGACCCACAUUCCCACCUUCGAACGCGUAACGGGGCAGCAAAUAGUUAACUUUGAGUUUCCUCCGCGUACGUCGUUUUAUGGAACCGGAGAGGUUAGUGGGCAGCUUGAAAGAACAGGGAAGAGAGUUUUUACUUGGAAUACCGAUGCAUGGGGAUACGGUGCCGGAACUACUUCAUUGUAUCAAUCGCACCCUUGGGUUCUCGUUCUUCUUCCAAAUGGAGAGGCGAUUGGGGUUCUUGCAGAUACAACGAGACGUUGUGAGAUUGAUUUGCGGAAGGAAUCAAAUAUAAAGCUCGUUUCUUCAUCGUCUUAUCCUGUGAUCACAUUUGGUCCAUUUGCUACACCAACUGAUGUUCUUGCGUCUUUUUCACGAGCAGUUGGAAAAGUAUUUAUGCCCCCAAAGUGGGCCCUAGGCUAUCAUCAAUGCCGUUGGAGUUACGAUUCCGAUGCACGAGUUCGUGAGAUUGCAAGGACAUUUCGGGAAAAAAAGAUCCCGUGCGAUGUCAUAUGGAUGGACAUAGAUUACAUGGAUGGUUUUCGUUGUUUCACUUUCGACAAAGAGCGAUUUCCCGAUCCAAAGUCUCUUGUAAACGAUCUUCAUCAAAGCGGAUUCAAAGCAAUAUGGAUGCUCGAUCCAGGGAUAAAAAAGGAAAACGGAUAUUAUGUCUACGAUAGUGGUUCGGAAAACGAUAUCUGGACUCAAACUGCCGAUGGGAAACCUUAUGUUGGUGAGGUGUGGCCCGGGCCGUGUGUAUUUCCCGAUUACACACAAUCAAAAGCCCGUUUAUGGUGGGCUAAUCUUGUAAAAGAUUUCAUUUCUAAUGGUGUGGAUGGUAUAUGGAAUGAUAUGAAUGAACCUGCUGUGUUCAAGACCGUAACGAAAACAAUGCCCGAGAGCAAUAUUCACAGGGGAGAUACAGAUCUAGGAGGUCGUCAGAACCAUUCACACUAUCACAACGUUUACGGUAUGCUAAUGGCGCAAUCAACAUACAAAGGCAUGAAACUAGCGGACGAAAAAAAACGUCCUUUCGUCCUCACACGAGCUGGCUUCGUUGGUAGCCAACGGUACGCCGCCACCUGGACAGGUGACAAUCUCUCCACUUGGGAGCACCUCCACAUGAGCAUCCCCAUGGCUAUUCAACUCGGAUUAAGUGGUCAGCCUCUAGCGGGUCCCGAUAUUGGUGGAUAUGCUGGCAAUGCGACACCUCAGCUUUUCGGUAGGUGGAUGGGUGUGGGGUCCAUGUUUCCUUUUUGCCGCGGCCAUUCUGAACGAGACACAACGGAUCACGAACCAUGGUCUUUCGGAGAAGAGUGUGAAGAAGUUUGCCGAUUAGCAUUGCAAAGGCGGUAUCGGAUUUUACCGUUGAUAUAUACUUUAUUUUACUUCGCUCAUACGGAGGGUAUUCCAGUGGCUACCCCGACGUUUUUUGCAGAUACUAAGGAUAUGGAGUUACGAACGCAUGAGAAUUCGUUCAUGUUGGGCCCACUUCUUGUAUACGCAAGCACUGGAAAAGAUCAGGAGUUGUACGAAAUGCAGCACAAGUUACCGAAAGGCAUUUGGCUCGAUUUCGAUUUCGAAGAUUCUCAUCCAGAUUUGCCAGCAUUGUAUCUAAAAGGUGGAUCUAUAAUUCCCGUUGCUCCUCCACAUCAGCAUGUCGAUGAAGCUAAUGCUACAGACGAUUUAUCUCUACUAGUGGCUUUAGACGAACACGGUAAAGCAGAAGGCUCUCUUUACGAAGAUGACGGUGAUGGAUAUGAAUACACUAAAGGAGGCUAUUUACUGACAACGUAUUUUGCCGAACGAAAAUCUUCUACGGUCGUUGUGAAAGUUUCCAAAACCGAAGGAUCUUUUACUAGACCAAACCGACGUUUGCAUGUGCAAAUAUUGCUCGGUAAAUGUGCUAUGAUUGAGGCAUGGGGUACUGACGGAGAAGUUCUGGAAAUUCCGAUACCUUCGGAAAUUGAAAUUUCGGAAUUAAUAUUAGCCAGUGAAAACCGAAGCAAAAUUCACAUAGAAAAUGCUAAACGAAUUCCGGAAUCCGACGGUGCACUAGGGCACAAGGGAACAGAAUUAUCGCAGACACCUGUCGAAAUGAAGAGUGGUGAUUGGCUACUCAAAGUUGUACCGUGGAUUGGUGGUAGAAUUAUUUCGAUGCAGCACCUCCCCUCCGGAACCGAGUGGCUUCAUAGUCGAGUUGAUGUUAAUGGCUACGAAGAAUAUAGCGGCGUGGAGUACCGAUCUGCUGGAUGCUCGGAGGAAUAUUCCGUCAUUCAGCGUGAUCUGGAGCAGGCCGGAGAAUUGGAGUCGUUGAAAUUGGAGGGCGACAUUGGAGGCGGAUUAAUUCUCGAACGACAAAUAUACGUCUCGAGAAAAAACCCUAAAAUAUUCGGAAUUAAUUCCGCCAUUGUUGCUCGAAAUGUUGGUGCUGGUUCUGGUGGAUUUUCGAGGCUUGUUUGUUUGAGGGUGCACCCAAUGUUCAAUUUGUUGCACCCCACCGAAUCAUACGUGGCGUUUACGGCAAUUGACGGGUCCCACCACGAGGUUUGGCCGGAAUCUGGUGAACAACUCUUUGAAGGGAAUCUUCGGCCUAAUGGAGAAUGGAUGCUUGUCGAUAAAGGACUUGGAUUGGCGUUAGUGAAUUUGUUCGAUAUCGGUGAGGUGUAUAAAUGCCUCGUUCACUGGGGAACGGGUACGGUGAAUUUAGAGCUGUGGUCUGAAGAGAGGCCCGUUGCUAAGGAAUGUCCACUUAACAUACGUCACAAAUACGAGGUAAGGGCAAUACCGUAAAAACUGACAUUUUUCCUUGUUUCGACUAAAUCUAUGUAUAAUCUGGGAUUGCUUGAAAUCCUAAUUUUUAUGUGUUGUUGUAAAGACAAAGAUAUAUAUGCCAAAUAAAGUAUCACUUAAAUUCCAUACAAUUUGGGGAAUCUCUAA